AUCAUUGCUUAGCAACGUAGAGUUUCUCCGGCGGAAACUUUCUCCGACUUUCUCUGACAAAAUGCCGAAAAAGGAGAAGAAAACCGGCGAGAAACAAGGAGAAACCAAGAAAGCACCGAACAAGAGCAGUUCUGAAACUUCUGCAGAUAAAACCGAUCCUGACAACAAAGAAAAGGAUUUAUAUCUGACUCAGAUAAAGUAUUUGACCGAGCAGUUGGAGAGAUAUCAGCUGAAAUGUGACGAACUUGAGAGGCAGAAGAAGGACUUGAUCUCCCAGAGCAGCACACUGGAGAUGGAGAAGAAGGACGUUGUUGAGUACCUGAAACGAUCUCUGCUGGAGAAGGAGGACGAGGUGGACGAGCUGCUGGAGCGGCUGGAGAAUCAGCGACGGGCAGCAGAUCAGGAUAAAGACACUCUGCAGCUGCUGCAAAACCAGAUGAGGAAGGAACUCCAAGACAGAAUGGAUGAACUCACUAAAGAAAACACGACACUUGUGGAGAGACUUUCUAGUCUGGAGGAGUUUCAGAGGCAGAAGGAGGAGCUGAUGUCCAACAUGGAGUCUCUGGAGAAGCAGCUGGAGAAUCAGAAGGAGAAGCACAAAGACGACAUCCACAGUCUGGAGAUGAAAACACUGCUGGAAAAGAUGAGACUGGAGCAGGAGAUGAAGGAACACGUGGCGGUGAUGGCAGCAGAAGUGCAGCAGCUGGUGGACCAGAAGGUUCCAGAGACCACCAGGUCGGUUCUGCAGGAGAACGUGGAGGUGAAGAACCGUCUCAGCCUGCUGUCAGAGCAGACGCAGGCCCUGAUGGAGGAGAACGCUGCCCUGAAAGGUCAAAAGAGUCGGCUCAGCAUCGACGUGGACAUCCUGGAACAAAUGCUGAGCGAGACGUCACGGACGAGCUGCGUCCGCAAGAAGGCUGUGGAGCAGCUCACAGAAAAGUGUCAGCAGCUGCAAACGGAGCAGAAAGAAUCCAGGCAGCAACUAGAGCAGCUUCAGAGCAAACACACAGCAGACCUGGCUCAGAUGGAGACACUCAGACGGGACCGGGCCUCGCUGUCGGAGCAGUGCAGUGAAACCAGAGCUGAGGUGAGUCGUCUGGAGGCGGAGCUGCAGGAGGAGAGGAGGAGGAGGAGCAGGAUGAAGAGCAUCAUGGAGGAAGCUGCCGACAACCUCAGAGAAGCCCUGAUGGAGUCUAUGGAUCAGGACUCGGAGCAGAACUCGUGGAAGCAGCUGAUGCAGAAGAUGCUGGUGGUUUUGGAAAGACACAGAUUCACCAAAUCCACUGCCGAGAACGACGGACUGAACGAGAAGCAGAACUCAGACUCUGCAGCAGCCAAAGCAUUACCUCCAGAUCCAGAGUUGAGUUUCCAGUUCCACUUGGCUCGCUACAGACCAGGAGACCUCGGCUUUAUCCCCCGACCUGCACCCAAACACAGAAACGCACUUUACAGGACGGGGCUUCCAUCCAGCAGCACACAUGUUCCUCUGCACAGGAAACCUUCCAGCCAGAAGACCAUGAGCUCUGUCAAACUGACCGACUCUGCUGUCGGGUUGUUGAUCUCCAAACACUCCAAACUCAAAUGAAAGUAACCGGACUCGUUACCUGAAUGCUGUAGAAGACAAAUGUUGUGCUAUAAACGUUUGAAAAAUGUCUCAGUUGUCUAAAGUGAAAACUGGAAAUGAUACCAUGCAGCAGCCAACACAGAACACUCAUAUCUUUUUGUUGAGUCAUCUUAUUUCUUCCGUUUUCCAUCCUCUCGAUUGCAAACUAGAAAUUCGUCACAAGGAAAGAGGAGUUUGGCCAAAGGAGGCAUGAUCGAGGACGUACAGGUUUAUCCUCACGUACAAAAGAGGCGGAACACGAAGCAAAAACAUGGUGGAUACAGGACUUUCAAAAUGUUGACUUUUUAGUGUCGCAACUCUUUUGUGGUUCAUGGCAGCAAAAAUCCACAUUCUUGUCACAUUAAUCCUCGUUGUGAACCGAAUCAGAAGUCUGCUAAUCGUAGCAACAAUAGAUCACGCCGUAUUUGCUGUACGUCUCUUUAAAAUGCCCGUUCUGAAGCGAGGACGUCUCGUUCUGUUGAAGUUCGGUUUCCUCGACUGCUUAGAAGCAACGAGAGAGAAGUAGAGGAAAGAAAGCAAGAACAUCUGAAGUGUUUUUGGUAUUCUUUCUUUCUUUAUCUCUCUGCCACGGGAAGGGGGAUGUUUUGUUAGAAGAUAAAAUAUGUUAAGUGGAAAACUGAAAAAUGGGAGUGAAUCUGCCUUCAGGCAACUGGAUUUAGCAUUGAACUGUCAGAGUAGGUUCAUCAUUAUACUUUCGUGCUUCUGUAAAAACUAUGAUUUAUAAAUUAAAAUAGUUUGUAAGAGCAGCUGUUCUGUUCGUUAGGCGUUCUUUAAAAUUACAUGUAACCGUUGACUGUUACCAAAAGGCCAAUUACUGUGUAAAAUAUUUCUGCUUUCAUUUGUGUUACUGGGCCUACAUUUUUACUACUUUUUGUGCUUCACUUUAUAAAUCUGUUGUUUUUGUGUCUUGCGGUGAAAUGCGGUUUUGUAUUAGUUUGUUUUUGAUCAGUUUAAAUAAUAAAUCUGGUAUAAAAGAGAUAAAUGUGCCGUUUUUAAUGAGCAUGUAGCCAGUUGCUGGAUGUCAACCUUGUGCCUCAGAAAUGAGUAGAAAAUAGAACUUAACUGUCUCUUUUCUUCUACUCGGCAGACACGAAGAUCCGUUCACAGCUGCAGCUUUUGCUCCACAGAGU
Acanthochromis polyacanthus (spiny chromis) is the source of this 2754-nucleotide messenger RNA. RefSeq names its product cilia and flagella associated protein 157 (gene cfap157). The record is from RefSeq and is a predicted model, not a curated record. Gene Ontology annotation, molecular function: microtubule binding. NCBI's taxonomy places the organism in Eukaryota, Metazoa, Chordata, Actinopteri, Pomacentridae. The transcript has 9 exons. Bases 62 to 1585 code for a protein of 507 amino acids. Gene Ontology annotation, cellular component: ciliary basal body; cilium.